Molecule: messenger RNA, 1662 nt
Organism: Mycena indigotica
Lineage: Eukaryota; Fungi; Basidiomycota; Agaricomycetes; Agaricales; Mycenaceae
Product: Beta-hexosaminidase
Exons: 13
Coding region: 1-1662 (553 amino acids)
Biological process (GO): carbohydrate metabolic process; glycosaminoglycan metabolic process
Cellular component (GO): membrane
Molecular function (GO): beta-N-acetylhexosaminidase activity
Source: RefSeq, a predicted model, not a curated record
AUGCGACUUGCAUUUUUCGCGGUCCUUCCUGGUGUGCUCGCUUUGUGGCCUAUCCCCACAACUCUUACAACUGGAACAAGCAUCCUUGUUCUCUCGUCAACUUUCACUAUCACCGUCAACGUACCCAAUGCGCCACAAGACUUGCUCGAUGCUGUCUCUCGAACCAAAACUUAUCUCGCCACCGACAAUCUACAGCGUCUUGUUGUCGACCGUGGCGCGUCCGAUGCUGCAUCUUUCAAAGCAUCUCCUGCACUCGCUAGUCUAACAAUCACCCUACAAAACACGACAAGCGUGUUGCCAAUCGCCACCGAAGCUGUGAAGGACUUCAGCAGUCGCAUCGAAGGCUACACGCUCGCUAUUCCCAAUACUGGUGCUCCCGCGGUCCUCUCAGCAAACUCGACUUUGGGUCUAUUCAGAGGGCUGACGACGUUCGCGCAACUGUGGUAUACGUGGAAUGGGACCGUUUAUUCCAACGUUGCUCCAGUCAACAUCGUCAAGGAUUCGCCGGCUUACCCCUAUAGAGGAUUCAUGCUGGACACGUCGCGCAAUUUCUUCCCUGUUACCGACAUCAAGCGCACCUUGGAUGCAAUGAGCUGGGUUAAGCUGAACCAAUUCCAUUGGCACAUAACAGACUCGCAGUCAUUCCCAUUAAGCCUUCCCGAUUUUCCGGAACUCGCCCAAAAGGGGGCUUAUUCUGUUACUCAAGUCUAUUCACCGUCGGACGUACAAGAUAUUGUUUCAUAUGCUGCAGCACGCGGUAUUGACGUUCUCAUGGAAAUCGACACUCCCGGACAUACCGCCAUUAUUGCUGCUUCACAUCCAGAACACAUCGCAUGUAGUCAGUCAUCUCCCUGGACGACAUUCGCCAACGAGCCCCCCGCCGGCCAACUCCGUCUCGCGACUCCCGCAACCGUCAACUUUACUACCGGGCUCAUCACGGCCGCUGCAAAGGUUCUACCCGGAAAGUACUUUAGUACUGGUGGCGACGAGCUCAAUACUGCCUGCUAUACUCAAGACGCAAAAACACAAGCUGAUUUAAAGAGCAGUGGGCAGACUUUGGAGAAGGCAUUGAAUUCGUUCACGCAGGCGACUCAUGGUGCACUGGCAAAACUUGGCAAGAAUCCUGUUGUUUGGGAAGAGAUGGUUUUGGAGCAUACCUUGAUGUUAUCCAAUAAUACUGUGGUUAUGGUGUGGAUAUCGUCGAUGAACGCAGCCUCUGUCGCGUCAAAGAACUUCCGCAUUGUACACGCCCCUUCAGAUUACUUUUAUCUCGACUGUGGUGCCGGUGAAUGGAUCGGGAAAAACCCCACUGGCAACAGCUGGUGUGAUCCAUUCAAGACAUGGCAGCAUGCAUACACGUUCAACCCUCUUGCCAAUAUCAGCAGUUCUCAAGCACAUCUUGUCUUGGGUGGCCAACAACUGCUCUGGGCUGAGCAAUCGGACUCGAGUAACCUCGAUUCAAUUGUUUGGCCGCGCGCAGCCAUUUCGGCGGAGGUGUUCUGGAGUGCGAAACAGCCGAAUGGGAAAGCCCUUGAUGGAACUGAAGCGCAAGCGAGACUACACGAUGUGAGGUUCAGAAUGGUGCAGAGGGGAGUGAAGGCUAUUGCGCUGCAGCCGCAAUGGUGCGCGCUGAGACCAGGAUUGUGUAAUCUCGACUCAUAA